AUGGCCUUCGACAUGGAAGCUGUUGUCCCUGUCGAGAUCGAUGAACCUUCCUACCGAACGGAAACUUUUGCCCCAAAAGCAAACGAGGAGGCACUUGCCUUAAGCCUCGACCUGAUCAAAGAGCACCGAGCACAGGCUAACCUUCGUAAUGAAGCUUACAAACAGCGCGUCUCGCGGUACUAUGACUCCAGGGUCAGAUCCCGCUCUUUCCGAAUCGGAGACUGGGUCAUGCGAAAAGUUUCUCUGGCAACUAAGGACUCCAGGGAAGGAACCCUCGGACCUUCCUGGGAAAGACCUUACGAGAUCAUCGGCAUCCAGCGAUCAGGAACUUAUCGACUCAGGGACUCCAACGGAAAGACCCUCGGUCAUCCUUGGAACGUAGAGCAUUUGAAAUACUACUUUAAAUGA
Messenger RNA from Prunus armeniaca (apricot), 408 nucleotides. The record is from the annotation of a GenBank genome assembly. Lineage: Eukaryota; Viridiplantae; Streptophyta; Magnoliopsida; Rosales; Rosaceae.